Drepanopeziza brunnea f. sp. 'multigermtubi' MB_m1 is the source of this 1128-nucleotide messenger RNA. RefSeq lists its product as uncharacterized. Gene Ontology annotation, molecular function: protein binding; molecular adaptor activity. NCBI's taxonomy places the organism in Eukaryota, Fungi, Ascomycota, Leotiomycetes, Helotiales, Drepanopezizaceae. Gene Ontology annotation, biological process: post-translational protein targeting to endoplasmic reticulum membrane. The record is from RefSeq and is a predicted model, not a curated record. Gene Ontology annotation, cellular component: TRC complex; membrane.
AUGGCAACUACCAAACAGCGCCUCGCGCUCUCCAUCAUCGACUUCCUAAACACCUCUCUCACUGACGGCACCCUGACAGACGAAGACCGCGAGUCCGUCGAGGUAGCCCAGUCAUGUAUCGCCGAGUCUUUCAAGGUCGACCCUACAGACGCUACGCCCAAAGAUUCGCAGACGCUGCUGCAAAUCUACAGCGUGUAUGAGAAGCUGAAGUCCAAGGCGCCGGCUGCCGCUGCUGCUGCCACCUCAACCGCUAGCCCCGCUGCCGCGUCGAAGGAGCCCACGGAAGCGCAAAAGAAAGAGGCAGAGUCGCUCAAGAGCCAGGGCAACGCAGCAAUGGCCAAGAAGGACUACCAUAAGGCCAUCGAGUUGUACGGAAAAGCGCUCGCCCUGAUCCCCGGCAACCCCAUCUUCCUCUCCAACCGCGCAGCCGCGUACUCUGCCUCUAAGGACCACGAGAGCGCCCGCGCGGACGCCGAAGCUGCCGUGGCCGCAGACCCGAAAUAUACAAAGGCCUGGAGCAGACUGGGGCUGGCACGGUUCGCGCUCGGCGAUGCGAAGGGCAGCAUGGAGGCCUACGGGCGGGGCAUCGAGGAGGAGGGUUCAGGCGGCAGCGACGCCAUGAAGAAGGGGUUCGAGACGGCUAAGAAGCGCGUUGCUGAGCUCGAGGCGGGUGGUGAUGACGACUCCGACGCUGAGGUGGCUGAGCGCGGCAUGCCAGGUGGUGGUGCUGGUGGAGCCGGUGGCAUGCCAGACCUGUCUGCGCUGGCGGGUAUGUUUGGUGGUGGUGGUGCGGGCGGCGCUGGGGGCGGAAUGCCGGAUCUGAGUUCCAUCAUGAGUAAUCCGAUGUUUGCGAGUAUGGCGCAGAACCUGAUGAGCAACCCGGGUAUGAUGGAAAACCUGAUGAGCAAUCCUCGGCUUAGGGAUAUGGCCAGCCAGUUUGGAGCUGGUGGUGCGCCAGGUGGGGGGGCUGGUUCCGGCAGAGAGGGUGGAGGAGGGGGAAUGCCGGAUCUGGCGAGUCUGAUGCAGGAUCCCAGUAUUGCUGAGAUGGCCCGCAACAUGAUGGGUGGUGGCGGUGCCGGUGCUGGUGGCGCGGGAGCUGGACGGGGUGCGGGCAGAGGCGGCCAGUAA